GAUGUUUCCAGUCCUAUCUUUUGCUUCUAUUGUCCUGUCCUCGAUAGUCUGGACGGCUAUUGCUGUUAGGUCCCUGUCCUCCUAUUAUGCGGGAUGCAGAGUAUGAUGUGUACACUGGUGUACAAAGUGAGGUAAGCAAGCAGCCACCACAUUGAGCUGCUGGCGGACGCGUCGUUGCUUGUAAAGAGGGAGAAUCCGCCAGAUCGUACGUGCCGCUGCUGGAACGAUGGAAAAGGAUGUUGAUUUUCCGCUCCUUCUUAAGACUGGAGUGGACGCGUGUCUGUAAAAGUCGUGCAUGGAACACCAUGAUAGGACCACACUGUCAAGCGUGUUACUUGCAGCGUUCGCUUGGAAGAGCGCUCCGUCGAAUCUCGUCUUCGACUUUCGUACAAGGUGGAACUUAGCUUGUUUACGAAAGCAUCUAAUUCCUUCGUCAAGAUUAUGACGACCUUGGGUGAAGCUGCAUGCGAUUUGCGAAAUGCUUUCGAGAAGGCUUUGCAACGUUGAAAGCUUGUCCCACCAAGAGACAUCGUUCACUUUAAAAACAAGACGAGCAUCAUCCUGAGAGAAUCGUAAUUCUACUUGUAAACCAUCCUAAGAUCGUUGUAACUUCGAAACUCAUUGAUAUUUCUCCUUCGAUAUAUGCGUGUACGUUGCAGCUGUAAACAUGCAGAAAUUUGUCUCCCCUAUGUUGUUCUUCACAUAGAGUCCAAUCCUUCACCGAGAAGUCGAAGAAAUCACCUUAAUGUAUCUGCUUGUGAUCAUUUGUAUGUUC
This is a messenger RNA of Marchantia polymorpha subsp. ruderalis, 775 nucleotides long. The record is from the annotation of a GenBank genome assembly. NCBI's taxonomy places the organism in Eukaryota, Viridiplantae, Streptophyta, Marchantiopsida, Marchantiales, Marchantiaceae.